Toxorhynchites rutilus septentrionalis is the source of this 1449-nucleotide messenger RNA. RefSeq lists its product as uncharacterized. The record is from RefSeq and is a predicted model, not a curated record. Gene Ontology annotation, molecular function: nucleic acid binding. The coding region runs from base 1 to 1449 and encodes 482 amino acids. Gene Ontology annotation, biological process: DNA integration. NCBI's taxonomy places the organism in Eukaryota, Metazoa, Arthropoda, Insecta, Diptera, Culicidae. The transcript has a single exon.
AUGAUUUGCCGAUUCCGAUUCAACGCUCAGUCGUCCAACCGAACCUGCCGUAGAAUCGAGGUUCUUCAGUUGGAUGAACUCGAUGCAGCACUCCGGCUACUGGUAAGGCUGUCUCAGAAAGAGAGUUUUCCUCAAGAAAUCGCAGACCUGUCCAAUCAUAAUCUAGUCAAUAAGUCGUCGAGAUUAAUGUCACUAAAUCCACGAUUGAUAGAUGGAAUACUUUGUGUCGGCGGCCGGUUAGAACAUGCAGCCGUUUCUAACAAUCGAAAACAUCCAUACAUUCUGGACCACCGUCAUCCUCUAGCGCAGUUGGUCAUGGUACAUUAUCAUCGGAAAUUGUUUCAUGCUGGACAACAGCUGCUGAUAUCCGCUGUUAGAGAGAGGUUUUGGUUGACGAAUGCUCGAAAUCUAGCCAGAAAAACGAUACAUGAAUGUGUACCGUGUUUUCGUGUGAAACCCAAAAUCCAAGAGAAACUGAUGGCUGAUCUUCCUCCAGAUAGAGUAACUCCUUGUGUUUCGUUCCAAAAGGUAGGAGUGGAUUACUGUGGGCCGUUCCAGAUUGCUUAUCCACAACGCCGCAGUCGUCCCGUGAAAUGUUUCGUGGCCAUUUACAUCUGCCUAGUAACGAAGGCAGUACAUUUGGAACUGGUAGCCGAUUUGACGACUCAAGCCUUUCUCGCGUCACUGAAACGAUUCAGUGCACGUCGGGGUAAACCGACACUCAUCAUGUGCGACAACGCAAAAAAUUUCGUCGGGGCUAGGAGAGAGGUUCAUGAACUUCAACGCCUUUUCAACAGUCAACAAUUUCAAGAAGCUGUAAUUCAUGGAGUCGAGAACGAUAACAUAGAGUUUCGUUUUAUCCCUGCCCGCUCACCCAAUUUCGGGGGUCUGUGGGAAUCAGCAGUAAAGGCUUUCAAGACACUGUUCAAGAGAACCAUUGGAACUCGCACGCUUAUUUACGACGAAAUGCAGACUGUGUUAGUUCAAAUUGAGGCGAUCUUAAACUCCCGACCUCUGACGCCAAUAAGCAACGACCCAACAGAUUAUGAAGCACUCACUCCAGGCCACUUCCUUAUUCAACGACCGCUCACAGCUAUCCCCGAACCGAAUUUGGAACAUUUACCAGAAAAUCGUUUGUCGGCAUGGCAAAGGAUCCAGCACUACACACAGCAACUCUGGAAGAAGUGGUCUCACAUGUACUUGUCUAAUUUACAAAACCGCACACGAUGGACUCGACGACGGGAGAACCUAUCAGUCGGAACGAUGGUUGUUUUAAAGGAGGAUAAUCUUCCCCCAUUGAGAUGGCGAUUGGGACGGAUAACUGAAAUCCAUCAAGGAUCGGAUGGCAACAUCCGAGUAGUUACUGUUCGCACCCCGGAUGGAAGUUACCAGAGAGCAAUUUCCAAGGUUUGCGUAUUACCCAUUCGUGACAACAACACAUUAUUGUAA